AUGGCUAUUCGUGCACAAGAGUAUAACUUUCCGGAUAGCCCUGAUGACGGAAGUCGAUUGAACUUUGAAAGCGGUAAUAGAUGGCCAAACUGGAGAGAUCGCGAAAAAGAUAAUUUCUUGAAUGAUAGCCAUGCUGAUGAUUAUCUCUUGAAUGGGGAUGAGAAGUCCUCAAGACCAUCAAAUGAUUUCAAGCAACGCGAAAACGCUUAUAACAAAUGGAAGAAUGAGAAUAACAUCUUGUCUAUAAGUAGUAAUAGAAAGAAUAAAUCGAGCGCUUCUUCGGAUACAUGGUCAAAUUGGAGAGAGCAAGAAGCGGACUUGCACAACGAUGAUGAUAACAAUCAGCCACGAUCAGAUCGGAGGAAAAGUGAAAGAGAUAUUAAAUGGGGCAAUUGGAGAGAGCAAGAAGCGAAAUUGUACAACGAAGAUGAGAACAAUCAGCCUGCAUCAAAUCGGAGGAAAAGUGAAAGAGAUAUUAAAUGGGGCAAUUGGAGAGACAGAGAAAAAACAGAGAGCAAAAGCGAAGCAUUCGAUAGUGAUGGAAUGAAACAUUCACAGAGUUGGAGUAAUUGGAGAGAAAAAGAGAACGCUAAUAACUUCGAUGAUAAAGAUAAGCCAAACGAAUCAAAUCAAAGCGAAAUGGAGCCAAACAAAAUUGAAAAUUCGCUACAUAAGCCUAUGCAAUGGGAAAAUUGGAGAGAAAUGGAAAAGAAUAAUGACAGUGUUAAAAAGUUUAUCACUGACACCAUAAUGGAGAAUGAUGAAGAAGAAGCACUCAAAACUAUUGAUAUACAGCCUCCUAGCAAGAAUGAGCCUCAAAAUCAAAAUGAGAUUUCGUCUACUGCAAGUGAACAGAUUUUCAAGACUAUAAUAGGCCAAGAAUUAGACUACCACAUUGCACCUAAUCCGAUAGAAUCAACUAUUGUCACUUCUCAAAUUAAUAAUUUACAAAUAGCAAGUGAUGAGGAAAAUAAGAAAGAGGAAAGCAGUGAAAUUUCAGAAUCAUCAAAUGAAGCAUCCUCAACGAUAGAAGAUACACCACUUCAAGAAUCAAAUUUACAGGAAAGCGAUUCGGUCUUGAUAGAAAGAGGAGGCCAAUUUGAAUUAAUAGGCGAUAAGGAUAUGCAAGCACAACAAGAUGAUUUUAGUAUACAAGAAACAGCAAGCCAACCCGAAACUAAUUCAUUAAAAGAAACAAUUGCUGAAAUAUUGAAUGGUCCAGCAAUUACUAAGCAAAGUAAUAACGAUACUAACAAUAAAUCGAUAAAUACGUCGAGCCCUUCUUCACCAAAGCCGAUAAGAAAAAAAAUAAUUAGGCCACGCACUGCUCCGGCUACCAUAAGACGUAAUAAUGAAUACGACUACAUACAGUCAAGUUACGGACUAACUCCUUAUCAAAAGCAAUUGUUAGCCAAGAAAAAGAGAUUGUUAGCUGAAAUGGAGGCUGAAAGAAAGCUAAAAGAAGAAGAAACAAAAAGGAAAGCGCGUGAAGAUGCAGAAGCAGCCUUUAGGGCAUGGCUGCAGUCAAAAAGAGAGGAAGCCUUUGAGAGAAGAUUACAAGAAAAUAAUUUAGACCCUGAAAAAGAAAGAAAAAAGAAAGAAUUGCAAGCUGAAAGGUGUCGAGAAGUAUAUCAAGCCUGGUUACGUGAUAAAGCAGAUAGAGUUAAACAAGCUCGAAAGCUUGAAGAUCAACAAAGGCAAGAAGAAGACGCUUAUAAAAUUGAGCAUAGUAAACGACAGUGUGAAAAAGCCUUUACAUUAUGGCUUCGAAGGAAAGCUCAGGAAAAGAAAGCAGAAGAAAUGGCUAGAAUUAAAUUUAAGAGAAGCCAAAGGCGUGCAAAGAAUAAAUCACAAAAGCCUUUGCAAACAAAGUAUGUAUCAGAAUAA
This is a messenger RNA of Trichoplax adhaerens, 1887 nucleotides long. RefSeq lists its product as uncharacterized. Bases 1 to 1887 code for a protein of 628 amino acids. The record is from RefSeq and is a predicted model, not a curated record. The transcript has 2 exons. Gene Ontology annotation, molecular function: microtubule binding. Lineage: Eukaryota; Metazoa; Placozoa; Uniplacotomia; Trichoplacea; Trichoplacidae.